AUGGUCGAAGUACUCCGCGACAAAGAAUAUUUAGUCAAAGAAUAUCUGGAAACCCGUGGACUUUAUAGUCAUCAUAUCAAUUCUUUCAACAAAUUUAUUGACAGUGACUUGAAGAAAAUCGUACAGCAAAAUCAUGCCGUCCGAAGUGAUGCAGAUCCAAACUUCUAUUUACAUUUUAAAAACGUUACAAUUGGUCAUCCGCAGGUAUAAUCAAUUUCAAAUUGAUUAUAAUAUUAUUUAACAUAAUAUAUAUCUAUUCCAGUUACAAUACACAAUAGUAUGUGUUACGGUUACCUAUUUUAUUAACAGGACACUACAAAUGCAUUUAUUGUCUCUACUUUUCUAUAACAUGAUAAAACAAAUUUGCAUUCAGCAGCACCAAUUUUGUGUUUUAGUUACAAUAUUAAAGUAAUUUGACUCUGAAAUUUAUCUUAGUUUUAUUGUUUUUUCCACUAUUUUAAUUUUCAAACGAGAUUACAAUUUAAAAAUACUUAUAUUGCACCUUUGAAAGAAUAGUGACACAACUGCAAAAUUACGACUUUCGAAUUAUUACAACCAAAAUAUGCAAAAUUUUGUCCUGUAUAAUUUAUUAUCUCACUUAAAACUAUUAAAACUAAAAGUAAAAAAUUGAUUAUACUGAAUUCAAAUUUGCUUUGCCAUACAUUUUUAGACAGACAAAAAAUGCAUGCCAUUUGGUAUCCUCUUAUUGGUACUUACCUGUAAACAAUCUGUCCAUUUCCUAAAUAAUCUGAUAAUUAUUCUGCCAUCUUUGAAUAUCCUGUUGAAAAUAAAUCUCAGAGGAGAGGGGCAUAUGGUACUACAGGUUUAUUGAACACUGUGGCCCUGAGGAAAAACAGACAAAUUUCUGAAAAUAAAUGUUUCAUUAUUUUCCGUUUUUAUUUUUUCUACCAUAAAUUUUGUUACGAUAUUCAAGAGUAGCAUUUCUGAAAGAAAAUUUGGUCUAGUUAGUUGAUUUUUUUUGCUUAGUGCAACGUCAAGAAGAGUUUAAAAUGACUUUGAUAGUUUUGAGUAAAGCAUUAAUUUGGUACUUGUGAAUUACCUCGAUUACCAAAAUAUUUCUAAGACUACCUUGUAUAACUUGAAAACUUGAUAAUAUAUUGUUGAUAACCAUCAUUCUAUACUGGAUGGUCCAUGUUGAUAUACCCAUUGUAAUAUCUCCUGAGAUAAUAAAGAUAAUCAAAUUCUAAUUUGUUUAUAUUACUUGCAGGGAUAAAGACUUCAAAUAUUUAUAUUUGAAUUAAAUUUGUAUGUUUGAAUAAAAGAAUAAAAAAAAUAACUUUUAUUAUAUUAUUUUAGAAAUAAUAAAAAUGAGCCAAAAAAUGGCUAAUUUGAAGAUAACCAUUUUAUAGUUUAUACUUCUAAAAAUUUGUAUGUUUCAACUUUUUUAUUUUGAUUGAAUUUGCGAUUUUAAAUAAUUGUUUAAAUUUCAGAUAAGACUAUCUUUAAUGAUGCAGUAGGCUGUAAUCACAUUUUUUAUUUGACUAUUGUUAUUAUGGCCAAUUUAUUAAAAAAAAUUUCUUUGAACUUUAAAAAAAUAUGAAAAAUCACAAGUUUAAUAAUAAUACAAAUUUGAAAUCUCCAGUAUACACAUCAUUGAUACUUACACUAUGCGUUUACAAAAUUUCAUCUCCCCAACUUUAUUUAGAGGUUUUAUAGGUUUUUACAAAGCUAAAAAAAAAAACAUCCUUCCGCAACAAUAUGAUGAAAUAAAUCAAUAUUUAUCAUUUCAAUCCACUAAUAAAAAAUCUCUAAUUUCCUUGUUUAACCUCAUUUGGUCUAAAAAGAGCCACUAAAAGUGUCCAUAAGAUUUUUAUAUAUGUAUAUAUAUAUAUAUAUGAUUUUCUAAAUUUCAUAUUAUUGUCAAAAUUUCCAUAAAAUACUUAUUUUACAAAAAUGGCUUAUGUAAAAAGAUGUUGAAAUCAAAUUUUCUAAAAUAUUAUAUUAUAAUUAUUUUUGUUAUUGAAAUCAUUACUCACUUACUUUUGAUUUUCAAAUAAAAACCUUAAAAUUUCCAUAAAUAGAUGAAGUUUUAGUUUAAAUACAUUUACAUAUUAAAAUUAAGUGAUUUUUUUAAAAAAUAAGUAUUUUGUGAAAAAUUUGACUGUUAAGUAUAACAUGAAAUAAGGAAGACCCUUCAUAUAACAGAUACUAUACAGUGUAAUGAUCUCUAUUUUCAGAGAAAAUUUGACAAUAAUUAAAAAAUUGUCACUAAGUUAGAUAAUUCAAUUAAAAUCUAUUAUAAUUUUCAGGUGGAUGAUGGAUUUAAUGUUACGCGAAAUGUUACACCACAGGAAUGUCGUCUGCGAGAUCUCACAUAUUGUGCUCCAAUAUAUGUUGAUAUUGAAUAUGUUAAAAGUGGCAUGAAAUAUCUCCGAAAGGGAUUUAUUAUUGGCCGUUUGCCAAUAAUGUUGAGAAGUAAUCGUUGUUGUCUUUAUAAAAAGUCUGAUGCUGAGCUGGCAAGAAUGAAAGAAUGCAUUUAUGAUUCUGGUGGUUAUUUUAUUGUAAAAGGAACUGAGAAGGUAAUAUUAAUGCAGGAGCAGCCAGCAAAAAACAAAAUAUUGGUGGAAAAAGAUUCUAAUGGAGUGCCUACAGUUCAAGUAAUGAGUAGCACUGUUGAUAAAAAAUCCAAAACUAAUAUUAUUUUUAAGAAAAAUUUAAUGUACGUUUGUCAUAAUGCCCUUGAAGAAAAUAUACCAUUCGUUGUUUUUAUGAAAGCUCUUGGUGUCUGUUCAGAUCAAUUAAUAUUACAAAUGGUUGGCACAGAAUUUGCUAUUAUGAAUCAAAUGUACCCUUGUUUUUUAGAAUGUAGUAAAUUAAAAAUUUUUUCACAAAAUCAAGCUCUUAGGUAUAUUGGUGAUCGUAUUAAAAAAAUGGGACUGUCCUCUGAAGACUAUGAAAACAGGGUUAUUACUGAAGUGCAUGAUUUUUUAUCUACUAUAUUUUUAGCUCAUAUCCCAGUUACCAACACAAAUUAUCAUAUAAAAGCAAUAUACAUUUCAAUAAUGGUCAGAAGAUUAAUUUUUGCAUUAUCCAAUCCAGAAUUAUUUGAUAGUAAAGAUUAUUAUGGUAAUAAAUGUUUAGAUUUACCAGGGGCGUUUUUAUCAUUACUUUUUGAUGAUACCUUCAAACGUUUCAUCUUUGAACUUAAAUCUGUUGCUGAUAAGAAUAUACCAAAAGUGAAGGCUACGCCGUUUGAUAUAAUCAAGUAUAUCAGAUCUGAUACAAUUACAAACUCUUUAGUAUUUGCUAUACAAACUGGUAAUUGGUCUAUUAAACGUUUUCGUAUGGAAAGACACGGUGUCACACAGGUCUUGACCAGAUUAUCAUUCCUAUCAGCUAUUGGUAUGAUGACUAGAGUUAAUUCUCAGUUUGAAAAAAGUAGAAAAGUAUCUGGACCGCGUUCAUUGCAACCGUCACAAUUUGGAAUGUUGUGCCCUUCAGAUACUCCUGAAGGAGAAGCUUGUGGACUCAUAAAAAACAUUUCACUUCUGGCUCAUGUUACUACUGAAUCCGAAGAUGAUGAUGCCAUAAUACGGCUAGCUCUCAAUCUGGGAGUGGAACCAGUGGGUUUACAUUCAAUAGAAGAACUUCAUGAACAUUAUAUGUAUUUGAUAAUAUUUAAUGGUAAUAUUAUUGGUUCCACUAGAAAAUGUAUUGAUUUUGUUGAAAAAUUUAGAUUGUGUAGACGUAAAGGUAUGUUUAGUAAAUUUAUUUCCAUUUAUAUAUCAGAAAGACACAAAUGUAUUUAUAUUAACUCUGGUGAUGGUAGAUUGUGUAGACCAUAUAUAGUUGUAGAAAACGGUCAACCAUUACUCACUAAUGUCCAUAUUGACAAAUUAAAAAAAGGUUAUUGUACAUUCCAAGAUUUUAUUGACAAAUCUAUUAUUGAAUUUAUCGAUGUUGAUGAAGAAAAUAAUAGCUUAAUUGCGUAUUGUGAAGAAAAGAUAGUGCCUGAAACGACUCACCUAGAGAUAGCACCUUUCAGCAUAUUAGGUAUAUGUGCCAGUGUUAUACCUUUCCCUCAUCAUAACCAAUCACCUCGUAACACAUACCAAUGUGCUAUGGGUAAACAAGCCAUUGGUACUAUAGCCUUAAAUUAUUUACACAGAAUGGAUACGCUUCAAUACAAUUUGUGGUAUACACACAUACCAAUGGUUCAUUCAAAAGCAGUGCCAAUGAUCAAUUUUGAUAAAUUACCUGCUGGUCAAAAUGCCACUAUUGCUGUUAUGAGUUAUUCGGGUUACGAUAUAGAGGACGCUAUUAUCUUGAAUAAAGCUAGCGUUGAUAGAGGUUUUGGCAGAGGUGGAACGUUCAAAAAUUCAAAAUGUUUCUUGAGACAUUAUCCAAAUCAAACAAUGGACUCAAUACAAGGUCCUAUUAUAGAUAAUGCAACAAAAAAACCAAUUUACAAACACAGGGCACUAGACAAUGAUGGUAUAGCAGCCAUUGGCCAGCCAAUCUUUGAUAAACAAGUUACGAUUAAUAAAGCGACACCAAAAACAAUAACUGUGGAAGAUGCAAGUGGUGAUAGAGGCUUCAAAGAGACACCAAUGUAUUAUAAAGGAUAUGAUCCAUCAUAUAUUGACAAAGUAAUGAUAACAUCAAACAGUGAUAAUUUUUUAAUUAAGGAAAACUUUAGACAACCGAGACGACCAGAAAUCGGUGAUAAGUUUAGUAGUAGACACGGUCAAAAAGGAGUUGUUGGGUUGAUUGUAAACCAAGAGGAUAUGCCUUUCAAUGAAGUAGGAAUAUGUCCUGAUUUAAUUAUGAACCCUCAUGGUUUUCCGUCGCGUAUGACAGUGGGUAAACUCAUUGAACUUUUGGCUGGAAAAGCUGGAUUAUUAGAAGGCAAGUUCCAGGACGGCAGUGCUUUUGGUGGAGCAACAGUUACUGAUAUUAGCAACGAAUUACAAAAACACAAUUAUAAUUAUUUGGGGAAAGAUGUAUUGUACUGUGGCAUUGAUGGUAGGCCAAUGGAAGCGUACAUUUACUCUGGUCCAGUUUUCUAUCAACGUCUAAAACAUAUGGUUGCUGACAAAAUACACGCCCGAUCAAGAGGACCAAGAGUACUUUUGACUAGGCAACCAACAGAAGGUAGGGCUAAAGAUGGUGGACUUCGUAUGGGAGAAAUGGAAAGAGAUUGUUUAAUCGCAUAUGGUGCUAGUAUGUUGAUUAUUGAAAGAUUGAUGUUGAGCAGUGAUGUAGUAGAAAUGGAUGUAUGUAAAUUAUGUGGUUUAUUUUCAUAUUCUGGUUGGUGCCACAUGUGUCAAAAAAGUAAUUCGGUGUGUCGUAUAAAAAUGCCUUAUGCAUGUAAAUUGCUAUUUCAAGAACUACAGGCAAUGAGUAUAGUACCUAAGAUAGCAUUAAAGAAAUAUUGUGACUGAAUUAUAUAUAAAUGAAAUUGUUAAGUUUAUAUUAUAUAUGUUAACUGUUUUAAACAAUUAUUAAAUUAUUAUCAAGUGUUUGUGUUUCAAAAUUAAGACCAUUAAUUGAUAAAGGUAUUUGUAAUAUGUACCUAAUAAUUUUUAUUUUAACUAUAUUACGCUUUUCAUCAAAGAAAUACUACAACUGAAAAUACAUUUAACAAAAAUAAAAUUUAUUUUUAUACUUAUUUUUAUUAUUUAAUCAUUGAGGGUAAUAUAAAGCUAUUAUUUUCAAUUUUAGGUAUUUUUUAGAGUCUUUAUUGAAUAUUAAAAUGUAGUAUACAAAUUUAACUAUACGCAUGAACAAUAAUUAAUAACUAAUGAGUAAUGACAGCUUAAAGAUGGAUGCAGAAAUAGUUUUACGAAAAUGGUAUUAUUUUUAUAGGUACUUUUAUAGGAAGUUUUCUUCUCACAGCCACUUAUGUAUUCCAAGUACAUAUUAACAAAAAUAGUUUGUAAACAUAAUUUCCUGUUGUACAAUGCAUAUUGUGAAUGGUUUGCUUUAGGUAUGUAGCGAUAAAACAGGGUUUUAGAGGCAACGUGUUUACCAUGUAUGUUACGAUAGAAACGGUGAUGCAGCAAACCUUUAGAUUAAGAGGCUUUUUCUUCAUAAUAAUAUAUAUGUAAUACAAUAAUAAAAAGUAAUAUUUCAACUUUUCAUAUACCUACAAAUGUUAUUAUAUUAUAAAUCACAUAAACUAUUCUCUGAUUUUGUCAUAUAAAUUGUAUGUUAUUUUAAAUACUAUGUACUCAGGCCACACAUUUUUAAAUAUAACUACACAACAACAUGACUUAAAUUAGAUUACAAAUAUAAGUAGGUGGGUAGUUAAAAUAUUAUUUUAUUUGUUUAUUUUUUUUUAAUUUUAUUAAGAUUACAAAAAUAGUUGGUUGCAAAUUUAAAACGUAAUCUACUGAAUAUUUUUGUCGAAUACAAUUAAAAUAAAAAUAAAUUAAAUUGGAGAAUGUAACGAAACCCCAUGCAAGUAUCAAACUCUAGCUUUUUGUUCAACGUAAAUAUUACUUUUUUCAUGUAAAAUAAAAAUCUUGUGAGUCAGUUGAAAAUGAUAAAUCAUAAUUACCUUAUUUACCUACAUUUAAUUUCUUUUUAUAUAGAAUCUACAUAUUUAUUAAUUAUUCAUAUUUUGGUGAAUUUUGUAACUACUAUAAAACAUAUUUAAAUAAUUAUAAUUUAUCUAUCAUAGCAAAUUGAAAGUCUUUAUAAUAUUUUCAAAAUUGUUAUCAAACAUUAUAAGUUAAUUUUUGACAAUUUUGUUAAAAUAUAUAAAUAAGUUCAACUAGAUUUUCUGGCGUUAACUAGACAGCGUAAAAUUAGAAAUUUUUUAGCCUCUUAGUGAAAAUAAUUACCAACAAAUAUGAAAGUUAUCCAACAAUGUCCAAAACAGAAGCAACACAUUAGUUUUAUGUGUAGGAUUGAUAUCUACGAAUUGUGUGCUAUAAAGUUCACAACUUGUGAAUUACAGGCUGUACAUUCUCACCGACUAUUUUUUUAAAACGUCAUUUUUAGCCUGCCAAAAAUAAAAUAUAAACGCCGAAAUACCUAAGUGUUUUAUAAUAUCAUAUAUUGUGUUAGUAUUUAAAAUCACUAUAGAAAAUGGUCCAAUAUCAUUGGUAGAGAAUGCAAAAAAUAAGACUGAAGGUUAAGGUGCCCAAUGACCAUAAUUGUGGCCUGAUAAUAAUUUGUAAUGACUUGCACAAAUUUUAGCACCAACAAUAAAAAAAAUUGGAAUGGAAUUGAAAACAAAUUCCUCUUGUAGACUGUAUCUUAUUUAAUGUAAUAUUAAAAUCAGAAGUUGGUAAAUCCAAAUGGUUUUAAUUAUUUGUAUUUUACGAUAAAACGUAGUGCCUAGUUCAUAAUAUUUCUCAUAGGCUAUACGACCAUUAUAUUACUAUAAUAAUAUUGUAAAUAAAAGGGGACAAUAAUAAAAAUGUGAUUUUCCGUCAGUUUAUCACAAAUAUUAUACUUAUGUUAUCAUAAUUAAUUUUGGUAUCGGUAUUUUACUUAGAUAUUGUCGAAUUGAUUUCGAUCAAAAUAUAAUAACUAUGCCUUCAUCAAAGUACAACAAAAUAAAAAUCGAUAUAUUGAAAAUAUUAUUACAUGUUAGCACUACGGUGUUUUAAAAUCGAAAAAUGUUGGCCAAGACUAAUAAUUCUCUUAUUUUUAUUAUACUAAGGGAAAUGUAGCGACUAAACGUCAAUUAAAUAUCAAUAAAUAUUUAUAACCAAUGGUAUUAUUUAAUUGUGUUAUUAAAUUAUUAAACUCUGAUUAUCAUAGCUGAUAGUACCUCUAAUCUCUAGAACGAUGCACGUAUAAGCAUUAUAUAGAUUAUUUUCGCCGUUGAACACCAUGCAAUGAGUUAAUAAUUUAAUAUACCUAUGGAAGAACCCAAAUUUAUCAUAAUAGAAUCAUUAUAAUUAUUAGUAUAAUUUUCAUAUUAUAUAUAAUGUUGACAAAACAUCACUAUCAACUGAACUCCGCUCAGAAUCGUUUUUUCGUAAGCAAUGGUUUAUCGUAGAUUUACAUUAAAUUAUUUAUAACAGUGGCUGACCCGUCCUUAUUAUCCUAGGACGUCUUUUUUUUUUUAUACUGUGACAAAAAUUCCUAUCUUGAUAUGUAAGUACCUGUACAUGUAUACAUAUGUUUCGAUAUGUAAGUCUGACAUCUUUUUUGAAAGGAAAUUUUGUCUAGAUAGUACUUUAAACUUGUAAUUUUUCAAUUUUCCAAGCGGAUUUUAUAAUAUCUGGAAAACUCGGGAUAAAACGUAAGAAAAACUGGAAAAUUUACGAAAAUAAUGCUUUUACUAUUUUAAAAUUUUUUUUAAUAUAAUUCAGUUUAAAUUUUCGUAGUGACUUGAAAUUUUUACAGAAAACUUAUAUUUGCCUUUUUUAGACAUGGUCAAAUUUUCAAAACAUUUGAAAAUAUUUAUAGGCAUUUUGGUUUUGCGAAUUUUGUACGUAAUUUUUAUUCGGUAGGUAUUUUAUGGAUACAAUUGUUAGAAAAAACAGAAAUACUUGAAAAUUUAACAGAAAGUUCAUUAAAAGUCAAUUGUGGUAAAAAAAAAAAAGGUGAAUAAUGUAAUAUUUUUUUUUUAUGAAGGAAUUUGAAUUACAAAUUUUCACUAAAAUCAUUUGAGUAAAAAUUUAUGUGGAACAAAAUCUAGUUACUGGACCGUGUAAAUUUUUCAAUUUCUUGUUUUGAACACAUGUAUAUUGCCGAUUUAAUAACGAUGGUGAAUUCAGAAUAAAUCUUUACUGAUUUAGUUUCAAAAUUAUAGCUUUUUGAAAUUCUGAUAUUAUACGGGUUAUGUUAAAUAAUUCAAUGUUAUCAAUUUUAUAAUUUAUCUAUUUUUGAAUGUACUUGUUGUAAUCCCAGAGAUCGCAAGUUAAAACCAGAGUUUCAAAAAAUUAUUUUGCACAAACACAUCGGUAGCUACGUAAUAGGAGGAAAAAAUACAUUUUGGAUGCACCUAAAGACCCAAGCCGUAGUAAUAUUACAUAGGUAUUACAUAUUGUUGAAAAAGCAAUACUAUCUGAGCUCUGCUCAGAAUCGUUAACAAUUCGUUAACAAUGAUUAAUCUUGGCAUAUAGAUAUACAUUAAAAUCCGCUCAAUAUCCUACCUUCCUAACUUCUCAUCUACAAGUGGUCCAUCCAUCAUGCGAAGUAUGGCCAUCUUUGUUUAGUUUUAAUAUUAAUUUAAUUUGAUUAAUUUAAUGUCAACUAUAUCAUAGUUUACUAAUAUUAAAAUUGUCUAGAAUAGAAACAUAAAAUAUAUUAUUUGACAAUAUAUUAUCAAAACGUAUUUAGAAAUUAAAUAACAUUUUAAUAGGUACUGUAUUAUACAAUAAAUAAAAAUAGACAAUUUAGAAAUUAAUAAAUUAUGUUGUGAUUUUUGUUUUUUUUUAAUUUUGAAAAAUGUACAUUAGAAUUAUAUGUAUUUAUUAUUUACUAUUUAGUUUUUAAAAUUAUGCAUAUUAUUAUUAAAGGUAGAAUAGCUAAGUACCUAGGUAACAUUUCUUUUCCACGCCACCGUGAAACGACAACACUCGACGGAACACAAGCAUCACCCACCUUUUUCUUUAUACCACAACCACAUCAGUAAUAUUGCUAUAAAAAAAUAGUGAUGGGCACUACUGAGUGAAGUUCGAUAGCUUUUACUAUUUACUCAGUAUAAAAGAAAAUAGUUGGUUGUUUUUGAAAACUAACAACUAUCAAAACUAUCACCUAUAACAACGAAACUAUCCACUAUCGAGUAGUUCAUUAUAUUGAUAAAUGAUAGUAUCUGUUUAGUCAAAAAAAUAUUCGGUUUUUUUUUUAAGCUACUAGGUUUAUACAGAUUGAUUUACCAAGCGAUCUACAACCUUUUUUUUUUUAAAUUUUGCAUUCAUUCUGAUUUUGAUUUUUGGAAUUUUUAAGUGUCGUUAAAUCCGAUAUUUUCAAAUACUUAGAUUUUUCACAUUUAAGGAGUAUCCUGUGGCGAUAGGUACACCAACUUUGGUUUUUCAAACGAGAACCUAUACUAACAAUUCCAUAGACAGAUGGAUCAUUAGUUUAAUUUUAAACGUUGAUGUUAAAAUUUUCCGUCAACCCGUUACCGAGAUAUUCGACUUUUAAGUUUAGGUAGGGGGUGUAGUGAGUAAUGGAGUAUAGGUAAUUUUUGUGGCGGUAUGUUAUUAGUGUUCCGCUAAUACACUUAACAACACUUAAAAAUACCAAGUCAGAAUUUGAAUACAAGUGAAAUUAAACCAAAUAAAAAGAGGGGUGAGCACACUUAGUGCAUCACUCUGUAUAUUACGUUCUCUAGUCAAAGCUAGUCGGUUCCGCCUAUUGCUAGUGAUGCCGGCGCUGCGAAUCCGCGAUAAUAUUUGUAAAAAUGAAACACUGCGUACGAUAACGGCCAAUCAAAUCGUCCAAUCUAAUCGUCGUGUGACUCUGAGCCCGACGCUCGGUCGUCAGACGAUCGAAUUUGUUUGUAUCUUGUUUUCGCUCCUCAAGAAAGCAUCAUUGCUGGAGUCAUUUUUUUUGCCAUCGUACUGCCGUGCGAACGACCCAUCACCGCCAUGGAAAACUGGUAAUAUAACGUCUCAUUAAUACCUUGGACAGUAUUGUUUCGUUCAUAAUUUAAUAUUUUAAAUUUAAAUUUAUUGUUGAUUUUUCUUUAUUAUGAUAUAACCAUAGAUUAUGUUUUAUUUUUCAUAAUACUAUGAUGCGCAUUAUUUCCUUGCCGGGCUAUAAAUUGUUGAAAAAUUACUUAGAAAAAAAAUUUGUUUCUUAAGUUUUAAAUAAUAAUAUAAUUUCUGUGAUAAUUCCAUUAAUUGAAAGAUACCUUAUAAUAUUGUUUUAAACACGGACCACAAUGUCCAUGAUAUUAAAUCGUAUACCUAGUUUACAAAAUAAUAAUAUAAUAUACAACAUUAAUGUAUAAAUUGUCGAUUUUUAUGUAAUAACCAUAUUUGUGAUACCAAAGACCGAGUGGAAGUUUAAUAAAGUUUAUAAGUAUUUUUAUAAAUUAAGAUAAUAGUUUCUUAAUAUUAUAAUUAGUCCCUAAUCGUUAUAUUGCUGUUUUUUCAUUUAAUUAUGAAUGAAAUACCUUUAGUAAUUAUUACUAACUAUACCAUAAAUUGUAGAUGGUUAAUUUAUUAUUGCACUAGGUAAAUAUGAUAGCUAAUUUGUCUAUAUUUUAAACCUAAUGUAUAUAUAAUGAAAAUAAAAAAAUGUUUUUUUUUUUUGUAUUCGAAUUUACGCGCAUUAAAAAAAAAAAAACCAAUUUAACAUUAGCUAGUUUGGGUUACAUAAAUGAUUAAGCGAGUGACUCUAAUUUGGGCGACCUGGCGAGAUUAACCCACGCUCGUCAUACGUUAUUUUUCUAUUUCUGCUGUUUUUAGUUUUUGAUAUUUUCAACUGUCGCGAUAAUUCUGAUACCGUCGUAUCGUCCCGCGUUCAAUUUCACGAUUAAAUUAAUGUCGCACACCACGUGCUCCCCUUAAACUUUUGCCUUUAUACCAUUUCAUUUUUAAAAUAUACACCUCUCGUGGUCAGCGGUGGUCGUUCGUUGGCCUCCUUUUGUCCACGUGAAGAAAACAAUUCGCCUGGCAGGGCCAAAACUCGCUGGACCAAACAAUGAAACAAAGCCUCUGGACCCGAGUCCCGAUCGCAAUUCGUAUCGUAUUCCCUGCGCGGGUUUUUCAAAAAAAAAAAAAAAAAUAUAGAUACAUUAUAAAUGACGAGCUUCACGUAAUGUCCGUACUAUAGUUCAUACUUAAUUAAGAUAAUCCGACCGCAAUUCGGAUUUUUUUUUCAUCUGUUUUAAUCCCGACCGCAAUUUUCGUCUAUCGCGACAGCAACUCGGAGGCGGUUUUCAUUUGGGCGAGCCUAUAUUAAUAUGUAUAGUGUUUGAAGUCUGAAAUAUUGGAUUUUCAAUAAUUAUUUCAACAUUGGAUCCCACGGUCUCACAAAUAUAAUAUAGCUUACCACCAGUUUAGGUAUUUAAUUAUCAAUAAAUCGUGUUCUUUUUUUUUUUUCAAGUCAAAAUUUAUAUAAUACAUUUCAUUUUUAAGUCAAUAAUUGCCAUUAAUUGACAUGCAUUAGAUUAUAAUAUGCAGUCAGAAUGUAAAAACCACUAACCUCACGGUCGAGACAAUAUAAUUAUAUGUAGUAAAUAUUAUACAAGUUGUUGUAUACUACAUAUUUGCUUACGACUAAUCUAAAUCGUACAACAUACAAAGAUAAAUUCGCCCAAACACUAUAUAUACCUGUAUUAUAUACGUCUAUAUUUGCGCCGGUACAAAAAAGGUAGAUGUACGUCAAUAAUUGCUCCUGAGCAUUUUUGACGUACCAAAAGCCAUAUAGGUAUAUAUGUACCAGUAAAAAAUAACCAUCAAAAUAAAUAUGCAUAUAUUUUAUUUAAAAUUGUAGUUUUACCCUCGUCUAUGUUGCAGUUUUUGUUUCUGCGCGUCGCCAUUUUCGUCAUUUUUCGGCAAGUCCUUUACAAGGAAAUCACUCGAUUUUGGUAAAUACUUUACCGUGUUAAUUUCCAUUAUAAAUAUGAGCACAAGUCUCGACGAUUGUACCUAUACAUUAUACAACCCUCGGAAUUAUAGUAAACAACACUACCGAUUAUAAUACACCAAACGGACAAUUUCGUUUAUCUUCAAAUAAUCAAUAAUAAAAUAAUAUUAUUGUAAAAGUAAUGGUUUUCCAAACGUACUUAAUAAGUACAACGACGUAUUUUAAUCAAUAUUGUUGUUGUAUGAAAUCGCCCAAUAAACUUAUUCUUGGAGGUAUUCGAUUAUUAAUCAUUAGAUAAAGUUGGGGAAUCCAAAACUUAAAAACAGAUUUGUUUAGCGAUCGACGCAAUUGACGCAUAACAAUAUUUAUUACGUUCGAAUAUCGAUCGGCGCAAUUGAUAUAUAUACCUUUUUUCUAUCCUUUAAGUUGUCUUAUUUUACCUGCGAUUUCCGGCGCAAUUGAUAUAAUAAUAUGCCCAGCGGGUGUUUCUGAUGAUUAUAAUACGAUUGAGAACUUUCGAAAUGGAAUAAUGGAAUAGUCUCUGCACCCCCCCCCCCCCAAAAAAAAAAAAAAAAAAAAAAAAAAAAAUAGUACUAUUGAGAACGAAAUUACGUGGAACGUUGCCGAAUUAUAUUCAAGUCAAAAUUUUUCAAAACUCGUGCAAAAUUUCCAAUAAAACGGUAUUUGUGGGAGGUCAUAACAAUCAAAUUUCCACCGUGUUCGUUUUUUGCACACACAACGCAUAAUAUGGGAAACCACGUACCGAGUAAUGCGUAUAUUUUGAUCAUUCGUUGCAAACAAUUCGUUAUCGUUGUAUUUUUACAGAUUAUCAUUAUUGAUGGAUUCGGUAAUUAUAUGCCUAUAUGCCCUCUCAAAGAACAAUCAUUAAACUCGAUUAUGAUACAAAUAUAUUAUAAUAUAUAUAUUUGAUUAUUAUUUGGUUGAAUUUUCAAAUUACCACAUAUUUGAAAACGAAUUAUAAAAACUGAGCAUUCUCAAUUUUAAUAAUAGUCGUCUUAAGGGUUUAAAAAUGGUAUCGCCGAUAAUGACCGUUCUCAAUUGUAUUUAUAUCUCGUCGGUUUCCGCCAAAAAUGACCUUUUCGGUUUUCGCCAAAACCUUUUACCGCCAGUUAUAAAUUAUAGAAUUUCAACGUUUAGGAAUAAUUUUUUUAGUAAUUAAGUGAUAUUAGGUAUUUACAUUUUUACACGGGUUUUUUUUCAAUAAUUUGCUACCAAUUAUUUUUGUGAACAUAGCUGUAGUUUAUCUUGAUAACGCCACUUAACGCACAUCAAACACAGACCGUGAAUAUGAAAAUAGUUCUGAAAAAUCGAACAGAUUUCCGAUGGGGUAAAUAAUAAAUUAAUUUUUGAACAUUUGUCUAUCACAUAUCUAAAUGAGUAUGUAUAUGUAUCUUUACACUUAUAUGUUAGUAAAAAUUAUACGAGUGGAAUAAAAUUUCCGUUCUUAAAAAUGUGAAUAGUAAAAAGCUGAUACAAAUAUUUAGGAAAGUAGGUAAAAAUGUACUAUCCAUAAAUAUGUUGUCUACUGAACACAGUAAUUUUAAAUUCGAAUUUGUUGAAAAAUAUAUUUUUUACCAAUUAUUUAACAAUAAUUUGUUUAUUUGAACCAAUAACAAAUAUAAAGUUUACAUCCUGUACAGUUUUAACUUGACGCUCGCUCAUUACAGUAAUUACUUCUAUUAUAUCUUUUGGGAAUUUUGAAUAUGAUGAUCUACGAAAACCGUAUAAACAUUGAUAAAUAUUAUUAAUGUCUGUACCGGUAAAUGUUUUUGUAACUUCUGAAUAAAAAUUAACACAUCUAUAAGUUCCUACUACAUAUUUUAUUUUACACGAUAUUUAAAUUCUGAAUAAAUAGUAUUAUUUAAAUUUGACUAGAUUUUUUAAUAAAACCAUAUUCACAUAAACGAAAACAUUUAAUAAACAAUUCUUCAAAAACAUACUUAAUCACUGUAUGGGCGCUUAUUUCAAAAUCAACUCUAAUUAAAUCAGGGUUAAAACAUCGGACGUAAUUUUAAGAUAAUCAUGGUUAUGAACAUUGAUAAUAAUUUUUUUUUUAAGUUAACAAUCUAUUAUCAUUAUUUCAAGUUCCUACAUUGAAAUUAAUAGGUACCUAGUAAAAAAAAAAAAAACAUUGGUGAAUAUUGAUACUAAUAAUUAAAAUUAAUCACUACUAAUAAUUACAAAUAAAAAUAAUAAUUAUAGUAAAUGUAAAUUAAUAGUUAUUUUAAAAUAACAGUUCUGGUCAGUCAGGUUUUUUAAGUUGUAAAAUUCAUUAUUAAAAAAAAUAACAGCUAUACAAUAUAAUGAUUUACCCUGAUAUCUAUGGUCAGUUAAUGAUAAUUAAAAAAUAAUUUCGUAAAUUAUCUAGAUUUACAAGAUUUAUACAUAUUUUAUGCCCAAAUUACUAUUCAAUGCAUUCUGUCUCUUUAUGUGUCACUUUUUUAUUUUAUUAUUAGAAUUGUGUUAAUCUUUAUUCUGUUUCGGAUCGCGUUUCUAAUAAGAUAGUUAACACUGGAUAUAAAUUGGUGGAUGAGAGUAGUAAAACUGGCUAUUGACAAGUGACUAGAGAAUUGUUUUAGUGAUACAACCACACAAAUAAAGAUAAUCGUUGAAAAAUGACAAAAGUAAAAAAAAUAUCACAAAUUCGUGCAGGUAUAACCACAAACUAAUGAUAUUCAGGAUUUAAAAUAAAAAUAUUUAGAAAAUAUUAAAAUAAGUACGUAUCUAUCUGUUUUUUUAAUUCUUUAUCAAUUUAAUUUGAAAUUACCAAAUAUUUGAACAAAUUGAAUUUCACCAUUAGUUGAACCAUUUAAAUUAGUUUAUUUUCCCUAUCAUCCAACUUCUUUAAAUAUACAUGUAUAUGUACAAUUGUUUACAUCUAAACAAAAUGUACUCUUUACUUCAAUGUAUUAUGUGGUGAAAUCAUUCAUUUUAGGGGAGAGCUAAGCCUCCCCCUCUCUUAUUUGCGCCUAUAAAUGUGGAACGUAUCACAGGGGAUAAUACCUAAAGUACUAUUUUUUUUCUUUAGUAACAGUGAGUAAUUGAUAAACCAUAUUUCAAUCUGCGCAGGUCAAUGUCGACAACGAUGACAACCGGUUAUCAAUUCAAUCACGAUAAGUAAACAAACGCCGGCGAACUCCGCGAUUUCGCCAGAUAAAGAUUUAGCACCGUCCACUUCUAUGAACCAAGUUAUCAACCAAGUUACUGAAGGUAUGAGGUAGGUUAAGAGUUUAUAGUUUUAGAUUAGAAUACUACUAGUUUGUAAUUGAAUAAAUACGAUUGAAAUUAUUAAUAAUUGUAUUUAUUAUGAUUAAAAAAUCGGAAAAUGUUGUAAUGUUUUAUACACUUAAGACUUUGACUUAGAGAAACAUUAUUUCAACUAAUAAUAAUAUUUUAAAUGACAAAAAAAUUUGUUCUAUCAAAUACUAGUGUACAAUGUAUUGACUAGGUAUUGACGUUUAUACCGUAUUGUUAGUUAAAGAGCCACUAGUUGUCUAGAAAAUCCAUUGGUUAUUACAUAAUCAUAAUUCUUUGUUCGUAUGUAUUUUUUUAUAGUAUCAUAAAUCAUAACAAUAAAAAAAUAUACACCUUGUUUUAUAAUAAGCGUGGUUGUAGGUAAAAAUGAUAUUAAAUAAUUGACGAAAAGUAAGAAGUGGUUUGAAUCACAUACAUGCCACUGUCGUUUCAUGGCCUACGGGAGUGCGUCAUAGGAGGUGAACUAACCUGGUGUCUGAACGCAAAAAAGAGGUAAUUUCCUCAACACCCCACAAAUACUUUCUGAAUAAGUCCGGUGACUCUGAAAACGUUUCUGAACGAACCCCUGAUGAAGUAUUCUCGUCACGUGGUGUUAUACCUAUAGUUUAAUUACAAUAGUAAUUAUUGUUAUUACCUAUGCAUUUGUGUGCGUCCGUACGACUUUCUCGUUGCCCAUAUUUGUGGUUAUUAGCGAACAAAUAAAAUUUUCUUAUUCUCGAUAUCUUUUACUGAUAGACAACCGCGUAUUAUAUUUUCCUGUAUUAAUUUUCAUUAUUUUAAAAAUGUUUGCUUCACCGUGUGUGUUUAGUGCUGUUAGUGGUAGUCGCAGAUACAUCGGAUGGAUUGUACCUAUGCGUGACCCCGUACAUUUCCACUCGUUCAUCCUGUAGAACCUCUGAAAAUAUACUAAAUACCAUAUUAUGAAUUUAUGAUUAUAACAGUGAUUACAUCAUAUACCCAAAAUAUUAGUUAUUGAUUUCAAUUAGAGCAAAAUAAAAAGCCGGUAAGUAGCUUCUGCUACGUAGUAGGGGUUUAGGGUACCUCCCAUUUGUGUAAAGUGGGGUGGGUGUAUUGAAUCUUAAAAAAAAAAGGAUUAUUAUUAUAGUUAUUGUAGUGGUCACUUUUUAUAUUACCUUUAAGUUUUUAUAAAUGUUUUCUGUUCUUUUAUUCAAUGGGCCUACAAUAUUUUCAUAAAUAUUUGUAAAUGAUUCUAGUUCAUAAUUCACUUUCUGAUGGUCAAUACCAAUCAAAUCAGAUAAAGUGUUUAAACAUGUUUCUGGUUAGAACUGAUUUUUAAAAUUGUUUGGAAUUAGAUAUAGGGAGGUCUGCUAUAAUAUGUAUAUUACUAGUUAGUUGAUCAACAACGGACAAAUGUAUCUAUAACAUGAUUUAUAACUAUGAUUUUAAAUUUUCAACAAUACAGAUUGAGUCUAAUUACACAGAAUUAUAACAAUAACAUAAUAUAACUUCUAAAAUAUAAACAACAAAUAAAUUAUAUUAUAAAUUAUAAAUUGUGUGCAAAUAAAAAAAAUUAUUGAAUAAUUAAUUUCAGUGUCUUAUAGUUGAGUUCAAUGUUUUAGUAUUUUCCAUAAUUUCGAUAUGUUUGAUUUUUCGAUACUAUCAGUUUAAUCAAUAUUUUUAGUACACCUACCAUUUUUAAAAAAGGUGAAAAAAUAUUACUUAAAUGGAUACCAUUGGUCUAAGACACCCAUAUAAUUAUAUUUAUUAAAAACUCUUUUAUGAUAAUACUUUUAUUUUUAAAUUAUGAAUAACAUUUUACUAGACACAUUUAAAAAUGUUUUAACAAUUAAGAAAAUGAAAAAAAAUUGUUUUGUAUGGUUUGAAAUCAAAAUUGUAUACUUUUUUUUAUAAAUGCAUUUUUAAAACAAAAACAUAAUUUUUUAUUUUCAUUUUAGAUUCUGAAUAUAGUAGAUUUUAUUGUUUUUAAAAAAAUGUUUAUUUUUUACACUGUGUACAAAAAUUCUUCUAUAAAUCUUGCUCCGAUAUUUACGUGUAGCACCAUUUCUUGGGAGCUCAUUUUUUUAUUUUACAAGCAGUUUUCAUAAUAUCUAGGUAAAACCAGGAAAAACUGGAAUUUACUAAAAUAAUGCUUUUAUUACUUUUUCAAUUUUGUUAUUUGUUGUAAUUCAGUUUAAAAUUAUUUUGAUUAUUAUUAUAUUUCAUCAUGGUUUGUAAAUUAAAUUUAAAUAUUAAAUAAAAAAUUAUUAAUAUGAUUGGCCCCUGAUAUUUUCAAAAACUACUAUAAUUGUGUGUACUUAAUACUAUUAUAAUUAUCUAUACUACUGGUUUCAGUCAUAAAGAUUAAAAAAGGAAUUAUAUAUUAAACAAAUUUAAUAUAUUUACAUAUAAUGCAUUAUAAUAAUUACAGUAAAUACAAAUAUCAAACAGUUAUAAGUAGGUAACUUCGUUCUCAACAAAAUUUAUCUGUAAUAAAAUUUAACUAUUUUAUAUGUUAUAAUAGGUUUCUCGUUUCCAUGGUUGAUCUAGAACUAAUAAUACAACAAAUUUGUUUACAAAUAGUUACUAAAUAUUUGAAUUAAGAGUUAUAGGUUAAAGUUUUUUUUUUAUUUCUUAUAAAACUUUAAUAGGCUUAAUGACUUUUUUUUAAUUGUAGGAUAGUGGCUGAGUUAUCGAGUG
Molecule: messenger RNA, 18402 nt
Organism: Cinara cedri
Lineage: Eukaryota; Metazoa; Arthropoda; Insecta; Hemiptera; Aphididae
Source: the annotation of a GenBank genome assembly